AUGAUCCCAAUAGUGCGCAUGGCAAUAAAACAUGUGAAUACAUGUCCCAAAACACUGGUGAACUAUGAACUGCAAAUGGAAGUCAAAGACGUCAAGUGUCAAGACCCCGAUGCAAUCCACGCGUUCACUGAGUUCAUUCGAGAGGAGAAGAAGAAAAUCAUGAUCUUAGGACCUGGUGGCUAUGGCGGGAGCAAACCCAGCUCUAUCAUGCGCGAAGAUCUUUUCAACGUUCAUGCACACCAUACCACCCGAGCAUUUUCAAAACCAGGGAAGAGUGGCGAUCGUGAAACAUUUCAAAUGGAGAAGGGUGGCCAUACUGCGAGAGAAUAUGGACACUUACCAAGGACUUUCCAACGAUUUGGUCAAAAGGCUUUUCAGAAGGGGUUCUAUGGUCCUAAAGUCGUCUGGAUUCUGAUGGCGGGUGGGUACAGAGAACAAUGGUGGGGCUACAAUGAUGUGAAUUGCACCGAAGAGGAACUUUGCAAGGCGCUCGGGAACUACCUUAGUACCGAGGCGUUGAUGAUUGGAAAAGAUAAUCAGGAUACGAUCGCCAGAAAGACCACAGAAGAACUCAGAGCUGAGUACAGGGCAGAGCUGUCCAAGACUCCUUACAAAGAGACCAGCCGUCACGCCGCCUUUGCUUAUGACGCUGUUUGGACCAUAGCCCUUACUUUGCACAAGUCUAUCUCAGCACUUCAACAGCAAAACGAAACCAGAAACAUGUCAUUGGAAGACUUUGACUACAAUAAUACUGCUAUGAGGAAGACAUUCAUGAAGGUUGCAAAAGGGGUAUCAUUUCAGGGAAUGUCUGGCUUGGUACAAUUUUACAAGAACUCUGAUAGGCUAAGCUUGCUUAACAUUGAUCAGCGUCAACGUGGCGAAAUGAAACGAAUUGGAACUUAUGACAUGAAAAGGAAAGUCAUCGUAGUCGAUAAGAGCCAAACAGCGCAGUGGGAAGAUAAAAAGGUUCCAGCCUGCACGAUCCAAAAAAUCCUUGAGCCACGGUACCUUCCCAAGAGUAUGGUAUUUACCAUGGAUGGAUUGUGCGUGCUCGCGAUCCUCUUUGCGGCAGGGUUCUUCUUUUUCAACUUUAAGUACCGAAAUGUCAGGUAUAUUCGAAUGUCCAGCCCGAAUAUGAAUAACAUUAUUAUUCUGGGAUGUGUUUUGAUCUACAUUUCUGGAAUCCUUUUCGGCAUUGACGCUGAAAUUGUCUCAAAGAAGACCCACGAGAGAGUGUGUCAGACUAGUGCAUGGACGGCAUCAUUUGGAUUUACCAUGGCUUUUGGUGCCUUAUUCUCUAAGACAUGGAGGGUUCAUCGCAUUUUUAUGAACAAACUUAAAAAAACGGUGAUCCUAGACUACCAGCUUCUCAUUGUGGUAAUUCUUCUCCUAAUGAUCGACGCCUGCGUCCUUUCCACCUGGCAAAUACUGGACCCUAUAUAUACCACUUCUAAGACCUUCCCAAGUCCGAUUGACCAAGACGCUGACAUUGCCAUUUACCCAUACCAGACCUUCUGCACUUCAAAAUAUGAAAACUUAUGGACAGGUUUGCUAUAUGGUUACAAAGGCUUCUUUCUGCUAUUCUGCACCUACCUGGCAUGGGAAACUCGCAAAGUCCACAUGCCAGCGCUAAACGAUUCCAAGCAGAUCGGCUUUGCUGUGUACAAUGUGUUCAUUCCUUGUGUCAUUAUCAUUCCUACACUGAACCUACUGAGGAGUCACUGUGAUGCAGUGUACUUGUUGAACACUUUGCUGUGCCUUUUCUCAGAGAUCUGA
Molecule: messenger RNA, 1776 nt
Organism: Pocillopora verrucosa
Lineage: Eukaryota; Metazoa; Cnidaria; Anthozoa; Scleractinia; Pocilloporidae
Source: RefSeq, a predicted model, not a curated record